Bombyx mandarina (wild silkworm) is the source of this 1163-nucleotide messenger RNA. RefSeq lists its product as uncharacterized. The record is from RefSeq and is a predicted model, not a curated record. Gene Ontology annotation, molecular function: transcription corepressor activity. Lineage: Eukaryota; Metazoa; Arthropoda; Insecta; Lepidoptera; Bombycidae. Gene Ontology annotation, biological process: cellular heat acclimation. Gene Ontology annotation, cellular component: nucleus; cytosol.
GUUUUUGAGUGACACAUGCAAUAGCUGUAACCACAACCACUAGUUUGUUUACGAGUAUAUUCCGACACGUACGAGCAUUCACGUUGGAAUAUAUUUUAUUUUCUUUAAUAUGGCAGAACCGAACUCUGACAAUAUUGUUAAAAACACAGAAAAUGAAUACUCAACACCAGCCAGCGAUCCAAAAAAUAUGCAGGAAGUGACACAAUACGUACAAUCACUUCUACAAAACAUGCAAGAUAAAUUUCAAAGUAUGUCUGAUCAAAUCAUAAAUAGAAUUGAUGAAAUGGGAAGCAGAGUUGAUGAACUGGAAAAGAAUAUUACAGAUCUUAUGACACAAGCUGGUGUUGAAAAUGAAAAGUAGAAAUAGUUUUCAUCUAUCAAUUUGCGUUAGAAUAUCAUCCCAAGAUAAUCGAUGCCUGGAUCAACAAUAAAUAUAAAUAAUUUUGUAGAUAUUUGAAGCUUUUUAACUCACAGCAAGUCACGUAUAUUAGAAAAUCUAGAUAUUCACUAAACCUAAAAUUAUAAUUUCCCCAAACAAAACUACCUCAUCCAAAGAAUUUGAAAUAGGUAUAUCAAAUUGAAUCAUUUCAAUGUUUUCAUUGGUAUAUUGUAUUUAUAAGCGAAAGUCGGAAAGUCGGAAAAUUUUCAACGACCUUUAACUUUCCAACCUUCAACCAGCAACCUUCAGUUCAGUUUUAUGAUCACAGUUAUGCUGUUGCAGUGUAUACAACCAGUAUGGUGAUUUACGUAAAACUCUUGUUUUCAGUGUUGUUAAACUCCAGUAUUUAAAAUAGAUGUUGUAGUUCUUUGAAUUAGUAUAAUGCUUUAUUAUUUGUUUCCAAUCCAUUGUUUGAUAGUAAUAAAGCGAAUAUCAAAGUUAAGAAAAAAAAAAUUAGUGAAAAAUGAUAUGAAUUGAAAGCAAGUAAUUGAUUCCAUGGAAGAUAACCUUUGUGUUGAGUUUGCAUAACACAAAAUGCCUUAAAUAAAAUUGUUCCAUAGCUUGUAAGGAUAAUUUUUUGAUAAUGUUAAUGAUAGAUGGCAAUAAUGAUUUACAAACAGUGUACACAACAAAUUAAUGUGUUUAAACAUAUGUUUUAGUAUAGAAACACCAAAUUGUAUUUGUGACACAUUUUUUGUAAUUAAAUUUUAUUAUUCAUAGUUCA